AUGUCUCAGGCCGCGGCCUCCCAGUCGAGAUACAGCAGAUCUGGAGACUACAGCCAUAGCCGCACCCAGCCCGGAGCCAUCAAGGUAGUGAUCGGGAGCAGCCUCAAGGAGAAUGUGAAGUGCGUGGAUCCGCCAGGACCAGUUGACUGCCCACGGAACUUGAUGCUCAAAGACCACAGCGGCCAGUAUCCCGACGAGUUCCACAUCUAUCACCAUGCCGGGCAGAUCUGCGCGCGGCGCACGGACACGGGGGCCGGCUGGGGCAUCAACGUGGCAGUGGUGUGCCGAAAGACGUCGAGCUUUGCGGGCCACUACGCGCAGAACAAAGGCGAGAUCGUGUUCGGGAGCAACUUGGACUCCGCUACGAAGUGCGUGGACGAUCCGGGCCACGUGCACUGUGACGACACUGCCGAGCAAAAGGGCCGUACUGGAGAGUACCCGGACAGCUUCCACAUCUACCAUAACGGCGGCCAGAUCUGUGCCCAUCGCACCGAUGCCAACGCCGGCUGGGGCCUUCACCUUGUCAUCCAGUGCAGGGUCCACGGCCACGGUGGCGGCCACUUCGGAGGAGGCGGAAGCUUCGGUGGAAGCAGCUCCUCCCCCUCAGGUGAGGUCGUCUUCGGGAGCAAUCCAGACUCUGCCACUAAGUGUGUAGCCGAUCCCGGUCACGUGCAUUGUGACGACAGCGCGGAGCAGAAGGGACGUAAUGGGGAGUAUCCGGACACCUUCCAUAUCUACCAUGACGGUUCCCAGCAGAUCUGUGCCCAUCGCACCGACGCCAACGCCGGCUGGGGCCUUCACCUUGUCAUCCAGUGCAGGGUCCAUGGCCACCAUGGUGGCGGCCAUUUUGGCGGAGGCGCAAGUUCUGGAGGUACGGAGGUGACCAUCGGGGAGAGCCCAGACUCAUCCGUGAAGUGCGUUGCCAGCCAGCCAGGUGUUUACUGCGACGACACGGCGGAGCAGGUGGGACGAACCGGUCAGUGGCCCGAUACUUUCCACAUCUACGAGGAGAACAAUCAGAUCUGUGCCAAGCGCACGGAUGCUGAUGCCGGAUGGGGAUUGAACCUGGUCCUCCACUGCAAGAGCUACGACGCAGGCAUGGGGGAAUACUACAGGACAUCGAAGAUACGAUACUGCUGCAAGCACGAGCUCUUCUCGAGAGCCUGCCCCUAUGACUGCUCUGCCAUUCCUCAGAUUUCCUCCGAGAAGCGUCGUGGCUGGUGCUGCAGGAAUCGCGCCAUGCACUGCCAUGCGAAUGAGCGGCCGCCCCCGGCGCAGACGGGCCCCAGCGGCCCGGUCGACUGCUCGGAACCCGACACCACGGAGUCGCACGCGCCUCUGCCAGACCAGCAGGGCGGAGGAGGAUGGAAUCCCUCGGCCGUUGGGGGACAUCCGCGUUACGAUUGCCUCACCGGGACGAAGGAGAUGUGGUCGCAAGACAAGGCGCAGUACUGCAGGCUCUGGCUCGCUGCCUUCAACAGCAACGAGGCGCUUUUCGACUGCAGUGACGGGGUUGAGUCGAGUUGGUCCGUGGCGAAGAUCCGCUGGUGCUCAACGCACAGCACCGGCCCUCACGAGUGCGACCGCAAGAAGUCCGAUGAGUGGGAUCAUCGGGAGAGGGACUUCUGCUGCAUUGUGAAAGGUAUCGGCUGUCCGAAGCAGGCGGCCGCACCACUGGAGUACGGACACCGGUUCGGUGGCAACGCCGGCCGAAACAGCUGGGAGAAUGCCGCAAGCCUCGACAUCAUCGAUACGCCCUCCACAAAGCCGGCGCCAGGCAUCGUGCCUCACAAGCUGCACUUCGACUGCCUGGCAAAAGACCGCGAGGAUUGGUCGGAGACGCAGAAGCGCUGGUGCUGCUCGAAGUGGGGUCUCUACUGCGAGGAGCUGGGUGCUUUCAACUGCUCCAGUGGGUUCUGGAACUGGAGGAAGGGAUGGUCCUCGCACAAGAAGGACUACUGCUGCAAGAAGGAGGGCAAGGGCUGCGAAGACAAGACGUACGACUGCACCCAGGAGAGCACGGCGACCAACAAGGAGUCACGAGAAUGGUGCUGCGAAAAUCACCUGUACUCGAAAGCCUGUCCUUUCGACUGCCACGCAGGGCUGGACAAAUGGGUUGUUGGCUUCGCACCCGCAAAGAAAACAUGGUGCUGCACAUACGAGAAGUUGGCGUGCGUGGCCACGCAUCAUCACACCGGGCACCUUGCUGGCGGGCCUCUGUCCCACCACAGGGUGAGGCACAGCAGCCUCGCACGGCCUCUCAAGAAGCCGCACUUCCAUUCCGACGAGCUGAUGCACGCCAAGAUCGGUCACUCCAGCGAGAAGACGUACACCUUUGCUGACUGCCAGAACAAGAACGACCGGCCCAGAGAUGUGGUUUCCUGGUGCUGCAGCAAUCUGGGCCUGUGCUACUUGAAGAUUUCCUUCAACUGCAAGGUGGGAGUGCAUUCCUGGCACACCUGGUCCGAUCAGAAGCAGGCGAUGUGUUGUGGCAAGAAGGUCACCUGUCCCGCCUAUGGCUACGGACACCACAGCGCAGGCCGAUUUGGGGCCAGCGGCAUGCAUGGCCACAUGGAGCACUUCAGAGAACAAUCCGGCUCCCAUGCAGUUUGGUUCCACGACCGCGACGUGGAGAACGUGCACAUUGGCGCCAGCCCGGACUCCGGCACGAAGUGUGUUACUCCAUCCAAGCCGGUCAGCUGUCCCAUCGAUGCAGGAAAUCGCCGGGAGGAUAAUUUUCCAGACAGGUUCAAGGUCUACCGCAAGGGAGGCCAACUCUGCGUGGAACGCCUGGACUACAAGCACCUCUGGGGGCUGGACCUGGUGCUGAAGUGCAUCAAGGCCGAUUCCCAGCGCUUUCAGCAGGUGUACAUCGGCAGCAGCCCUACCUCGAGGAAGUGCGUCCCACAGACCUCUCCUGUCACGUGCGAAGAUGACGCAGCGCAGGCGGGAAGGACCGAUCCUCAUCCCGACACGUUCCGGGUCUACCACUCCAGUGGGCAAAUUUGUGCGAAGAGGACCGAUGCUCAUUCCCACUGGGGCGUGAAUCUCGUCACGUGCCGAGUUGCUGAAGUGCUGAGUCCUGUCCUGGGUGGCAAGCUUGCUGGGGAAGGGUACCAGGAGAAUGCCGAAGAAGUCGCAAAGUUGCAGCAUUUGUUCUUGACUGGAGAAGCAGGAUCUGGAAAGUCGUACCUGCUGCAGCAUCUGAAAGAGAAUCUACGGGACGGUCGCAUCGCAUUGGCCGCACCAACGUGGAAAGCCGCAUCCAGAAUCUUCGGCACUUCUGUACAUUGGUUCGCUGGGGUGAAUGUUGGAAAGCUUGAGGUAUCAGCUGGAGAGGCUCGGAAGUUCAUCGAGAGUCGAGAAGAUUCAAAGUCCGUCCUUGAUAGGCUUCGCGAGACGAAGGUUCUGAUUCUUGAUGAGGUUUCGAUGCUCUGUCCUAGCGUGCUUGAUAAUCUUGAGCAGCUCUGCCGUAUGGUACGCGAAUCAGAGGCACUUUUCGGGGGGAUCCGCUGCAUCUUCUCGGGUGACUUCAUGCAAAUCCCUCCAGUUGAAAGCAAAAUGCUGGCGUUCGAGGCUCGAUGCUGGAAGGCCUUGUUUGCAGAGCCGCAGCAACAGCAGACUUUGCGCAAACAACAUCGGCAAAGUGAGGAUCCCGAGUUCCACGAUUUCCUCAAGAGACUGCGGUAUGGCUACCUGAAGGAAACAGACAUAGGCCUCCUGCUUGCUGCAGCACGCCGCGAAGGAACAUCUGAGUGGCCAUCAAUGUAUGCCCACAAUAAAGAGGUGGAUAGCGUGAAUGCGUCGAGGUUGCGGAGCCUGGAAGGAGAGGCGGUCUCAUUUGAUGCAGAGGAUUUCUUCCAUCCGGACGUGACUGUCCAGAGCAGGCAGGAGUUGGAAGUUGGCCUGGAUGAGCAGUGCCCCAGACAGCUGGUACUCAAGGUCGGGGCGCCAGUGCGCCUCACACAUGUGCAGAACAGCCACGCAAUUCACCGAGGAAUGCAGGGCCGUGUGAUCGAUUUCGAUGACGAUGGGCCUGUUGUGCAGCUGGACGGCGACGGUGGCACACUAACGGUAACGCGAUGUAUCGGUGCUUACAUCCAAUCAGAGGCCGGCGGACCAUGCCUUGCAAGGAGGAAGCAAGUCCCUUUGGCCCUCGCGUGGGCCACCACCCUACACAAAGCGCAAGGGAUGACGCUCGCGCAGGCGGCGGCGCAUGUGAGCAAAGUUUUCCAAAAGAAUAUGGGCUACGUAGCUUUGAGCCGGGUCUCGACUCACAACGGCUUGAAGUUGAUUGACCGAUUGGACAGCAUGAAAUCCAUGCAGUUGCGGAAUUGGAUCGGCCGGAAAUUGUGCCAAGCUUGCCCAACGGCUUCGGCAUUCCACCUGGCCAUGCUGGAUGAGCAGGAGAAGCGCCGCAUCCAGCAGGGACGGAGAGAGUUCCGGGAACUGCUGGAGAAUGAUAGCUUGUGGAAAAGAGCUUUGCAUAAUGCCGGCUUCGUCGAAGGGCCUGGCUACAAUUAUGCAGACCUACGCCCUGAUUGGGCUGUCCAUCAAUACGGCGAUAAGUGCUUCAGAUGCGGCCAGACCGGCCAUUGGCAGGCGGACUGUCUGGAGUGA
Messenger RNA from Symbiodinium sp. CCMP2592, 4620 nucleotides. NCBI's taxonomy places the organism in Eukaryota, Dinophyceae, Suessiales, Symbiodiniaceae. The record is from the annotation of a GenBank genome assembly.